CAUCCGAGUCGGGUUCCGGUCUUUACUCCGCUCUCUUACUUUUUUUUCAUCCCAUCCAACGUCGUGUCGUGUCGUAUCGUCACGUUGACAAUUCUCGCGACCGUCGAGACGUCAAGUUGGAAAUAGGCGAUCAAAUCGUUGUAUCUCGCGUUGUAUCUCUCUUUCGCGAUAAUUUCUUUUAUCAUCCGCGGGACGAUGGUCGCGAUUACUCUCACGUAUGACGUUGCCUCGUCGUCCCGAUAGUUGCAUUCGUUUCACGCAGGCAUCGAUUAUCGAGCUCGGUUAUUAAUCUCUAUGAGAUUAUCCGUUCAACGUGUUUGACAGUUCUCUUUUCGCUGAUCAUUGGUUCUUACGCGAUCGCGAAAACCCACCUCCCACUUCGAGUGUCGCGUCCGCGACGUCUGAUAACUACAGCUUUAAUAAAUUGUGUCACAAGUUUUGAAUUGUAAGAAAGAGAUUGCAAUCAUGGAAUCAUCAGAUAGAAAGAAUGUAUAUCUUACAAAAACUGGUGAUAAUUCUUUAAAUUCUGGUAUGAGAGACACUAUGAUUGUUGGCCAGACUAAUAUGGCACCAGAAUGUGGUGGAGAAGGCGUGAUGAAACCUAACAAUGUAUCAAGUGUCUCUACUAACCAAACCAAGUGGUCCACUGGUCAGAGUAAAAAUUUCAUCAUCAAUGCAGUGCCAGUGAAGAAUGAGAUUGUACAUUUGGAAGAUGGUAAUGCACAUUGCAAUACUAAGAAAAUGUAUUACUACGAUAGACAUUAUACUGGUCAUGAGGAACCAGAGAGACCAACACGCAGAGGAACAAAAAGAUAUAGAGACAAAGAUGCACCAAAACGAGCAUUAUCCGCGUUUUUUUACUUUUGCCAAGAGUUACGUGGCAAGAUGAGAGAAUUGCACCCCGAGAUGGGAGUAGGUGACAUUGCGAAGGAAUUAGGAAAAUUGUGGAUGAGCACGGAUCUGCAAACAAAAUCUAAAUACAUGGCAAUUGCAGAGGAAGAUAGAGCCAGAUACGAGAGAGAAAUAAUCGCAUACAAUAAAAGAGUGAAAAAUUAUGAUCCAGAAGAAGUUGGAACUGUAUAAGUUGUAUGAUGGAUACAUAUGGGACAGGAAAAACUGAUGAUUUUAUUCUAAUUCGAGCACUCGAGCGCAGCAAGAUACGAGAGUACAGGACGAUAUUACUAACAUAGUAUUACUGACUGUUGUAUAUAUUAUGUACACUGUUGAUAUUGUCCGGAAAAGAGAAAAAUUUACUUGCAAAAAUUCGAUUAUAGUGAUAGAAACAACCAGAUUCGGGGAAGAUAUAAAUUCCAAAUUUUUUUAUAACGAAUUUCUCCAUCACAUGCAGACGCUAUAUCAUAUACAUAACUAAUGUGUGCUAAUAUAUAUAAAUAUACCGACGAUAUGUAAUACAAGUACAAACUUCGGUUAUCUGAACGUUUAUACUGUAAUGAACAUGUUGAUUUUAGAUAAUCAUACAUUUGGUCAUUCAGCAUUCGGAUAAUCCGAGUUUUGCUAUAUAAGUUUUAGUGAUAGAAUAAUGGUAAUUCAAGUAACAGUAACUGCUCUACUAUUAUGGUACAUUAAUAUUAAACAAUGAUAACAAUAAUAAUAAUAUUGGUAAUGUUAGACUGUAAUAAAAGCGUAUAUAUUGCACCAUGCACCUAUAUUGCAUUAUAAAAUUACAGUAGGUUGCUUUGUUAAGAUACAAAAAAAAAAAUGAAAGGACUGGAAUGAUAAAAAAAACAAGAUAAUUCUGCUAUAUGACAAAACUGUAUACAAUGUUUGGAAAAUUUGCUGCAAGAGAUUGCAUUGAGAAUAACUUUGCUGCCUCGCAAUAGAGUUGAUUUAAUUAUAUAAUAAAUUAUAAUUUUAAGUAUGUAUACAGUGGGUAAAAAUAGCAUGCAUUAAAUUAGUUGAAUUAUCAUAAUUAUUUUUAAAUGUAAACAAUAUUAAUUCAGAUGAAGAAUAACAAUCAAAUACAAUGCUAAAAAAGCUAAAAAUAAGAAAUAUGUCUAAGAAUGAGAAUGUCUAGGCAAAUACAAGCUCAGAUCAAAUUGAUUACUAAACUGUAAUCGAAUUGAAUAAAGAUCAAAACUAACUAUGUA
Molecule: messenger RNA, 2108 nt
Organism: Camponotus floridanus (Florida carpenter ant)
Lineage: Eukaryota; Metazoa; Arthropoda; Insecta; Hymenoptera; Formicidae
Exons: 6
Coding region: 466-1083 (205 amino acids)
Biological process (GO): regulation of transcription by RNA polymerase II
Molecular function (GO): DNA binding, bending
Source: RefSeq, a predicted model, not a curated record